Molecule: messenger RNA, 684 nt
Organism: Zingiber officinale
Lineage: Eukaryota; Viridiplantae; Streptophyta; Magnoliopsida; Zingiberales; Zingiberaceae
Exons: 4
Coding region: 76-585 (169 amino acids)
Biological process (GO): protein import into mitochondrial matrix
Cellular component (GO): TIM23 mitochondrial import inner membrane translocase complex
Source: RefSeq, a predicted model, not a curated record
AUUUCUCGGGCAAUCGAGUCACUACGCCAGCUCGAGGACGAACUCAGGUCCCGUCCGCUUGGGUUCUGGUUGUUGAUGGCGUCUAGGGUUUUGUCAGGGUUUGCUCGACGCACCGCCGCGCGCCGGCUGAUUCCGCCCUCCUCCCGGCCAGAGGCGAUCGGAAACCGCUCCGUUGGCUUGCCUUCUGCAAAGGAAUCGGCUCUGGGAUCAUUGGCGAAUUCAUCGUUCAAGGAUAUCCUAAAUGCUGAAGAAAAAAUUGCCAAAUUCUCCAGAUGGCAAUUGGUCAACAGAAACCCUGCAGGUCAACCUAAUAUUUACAAAAGAAACCCUGGCAUAUUUCCAUGUUUAGCGAGAACUUGUGCAUCAAAUUAUUCUACAUCGGAACAAAAGAGAAGUGAGGAGAGCAGAAAAGAUAUAUCAACAAUUGAAGAUCCCUUUGAUGCACCUACAUACAACAUUCCAGAAAAGCCAGUGACAUUUACUGAGGGUGCCUCGUAUAGUCUUGUAAUACUUGCAGGAUUGGGUGUUGCAGGCGUGGCUGCUUAUGCUGUUUUUAAAGAGUUAAUUUUUGAGCCUAAAGAGUAAGAUUUACAUAAUUUUUUAUACUUUGAUAAUAGUUUUCAGCUAUAUUAUAUGUUUUGACUCAACUAAUCUUGCAUGAAGAAUGAAGUAAAAAGUAUUCAA